Molecule: messenger RNA, 3850 nt
Organism: Pelodiscus sinensis (Chinese soft-shelled turtle)
Lineage: Eukaryota; Metazoa; Chordata; Testudines; Trionychidae
Source: RefSeq, a predicted model, not a curated record
GGGACGUAACAAAGACUAAGUUCAUAUAAAGUGUUCUGGUGGCAUUGCUCCGUGCUGCCCAUCUUGUUUCUGACACACUUUGCACAACAUAGUUUUUUUGCUUCAUAUUAUUUACUAAUCUAGACCGUCUCUGGGGUGAAGAUGAGAAGAACGUGAAGACUGCCUGCAAAACCCUUACUACUAAAAGGCCAUCAUUCUUUACAUAGUAGCACAGCAGCUUACAGCAUCCAUUUGAAACUGCAACUGGAAUGUACAUUAGGCUGCAAAAUUCAAUUGCCUGGGCAGGAAUUUACUGUAGGUAGAUAUCUCCAUUUCCAUCGACCAAUAUUUAGAACCUCGUAAUAUGCAAAAGUUAAGAUCUAGGACACCUGCAGAUGAUAAUAAAAGCAGCUUUCUUAAAGUCAAACUGCCUUGAUUUUAAUGGUAGGCUGGAAAAUAAUGUUCUUCCUGUCUGUCCAUUUCAAAAGAAAGUUCCUGCAUAGAUUAUUAAACUGUUCUCCUCCCGGCUGUUAUUUUUCCUCUGAUACAUUGUAUUACCUUCCAUUACCUUGCAUAGCUAUUACUUUAUCACCCUUCAUGCUCUUUGUGGGAGUUCAUAAUACCAGUAAAACAUAGUGUGACUUUUAACAGCUGUCUUUAACUGCACUGUAAUUAGCAGCCUCCCUUUCUGAGAACAAGUAAUGUGUGUGAGUGGAAUUCUCAAAAUGUCCAGACACAAGUUUCUCACAUAGCAAUACAAAGCCAUCCCACAAAUUAUUAAUAGACAAUUGCAUAAGAACAAGAACUUUGGUCUCAAUGAAUUCAGUGGCUGCAGCUGUAUAUUCCUUAUUUGCAGUAUGAAGCAGAGCAAUCUUCUAUACAGUAUUAUGAUAUACAACUAUGUUUCAAUUUCCAGCUCGUUGGUGAGGUGAUAGCUAUUCUUUUCAUAUAUCACAUUUUUGGCGUAAAACAGUUUGACAGCAAUCCUUGAAAAAGUAAAGGCUCAAAAGUGGAUUGAUAUUGAGAGAGUAUUUUUUGGAAAAUAUUAUGAGCCUGCUACCAUCCUUACUCCAGCAAAAUUACUGAUUCCCUCACCGGGCCCGAGGAAUAUAAUCUUUAACUGACAUUGGGAGCAGCUGAGGACUUUGUUGUUCUUAUUGAAUGGACCCUGUAGAAGAUGGGCAUACUUAGUAUAAUAAAAAGUGUGAAAAAAUAUUUAAGAACUUAAGUCACUUUUGAAGAUGUUACCCUCAGAUUACAAUCCUGUAGCCAGAAUGAAAGCCAGGAGCUACCUAACCACUCUGCUGGCAUUAUGCCUAUUUCCAAAGACAUGUGGAAUGAGGGCAUCUGUGGACUCUAAACCCAAUAUAUUACUGAUAAUGGCAGAUGAUCUUGGCAUUGGAGAUAUAGGUUGCUAUGGUAACAACACCAUAAGGACCCCAAAUAUUGACCGGUUGGCAAAGGAAGGGGUGAAACUUACUCAGCACAUUGCUGCAGCUCCACUUUGUACUCCAAGUAGAGCAGCUUUCCUGACUGGCAGAUACCCCAUCCGAUCAGGCAUGGCUUCCAGUAGUGGGUAUCGUGCUCUGCAGUGGAAUGCUGGCUCAGGGGGACUCCCUGUAAAUGAAACAACAUUUGCCAAGGUGCUGUGUCAGCAAGGUUAUACCACAGGACUUAUAGGGAAGUGGCAUCAGGGCAUGAACUGUGAUGCCCUGAAUGAUCACUGCCACCACCCUUUAAACCACGGUUUUGAUUAUUUUUAUGGCAUGCCUUUUACUCUUCUAAACAACUGCCAGAAAAACAAACCUCCCGAGCUGGAUGCAGCCCUUCAAGCCAAACUCUGGCUUUACACUCAGAUAAUUGUCUUUGCUGUGCUGACCCUUACCAUUGGAAAAAUCACUGGCUUGAUCUCCACCAGCUGGAAAAUAGUCGCCUGGAUUGCAUUAGCUGGUUCUCUUUUUUUCAUUUCCUGGUACUCCAGUUAUGGAUUUGUGCAAUAUUGGAACUGUAUCCUGAUGCGGAACUAUGACAUUACUGAACAACCAAUGAAGCUGGAAAGGACAACUGCCCUUAUCCUGGAGGAAGCAGUUUCAUUUAUUGAAAGAAAUAAACAUGGACCCUUCCUCCUCUUGGUUUCCUUUUUACAUGUUCACACACCCCUUUUCACUAUGGAGAAAUUUCUUGGGAAGAGCACACAUGGACUAUAUGGAGACAAUGUAGAAGAAAUGGAUUGGUUGGUGGGUAAAAUUCUUGAUGUUGUUGAUAGGGAAGGUUUAGAAAACAACACAUUCACAUAUUUUGCCUCUGACCAUGGAGGACAACUGGAGGCUCAAGAAGGAAAAGCUCAGCUAGGUGGCUGGAAUGGCAUAUAUAAAGGUGGAAAAGGCAUGGGAGGCUGGGAAGGAGGGAUCCGUGUGCCAGGGAUAGUUAGAUGGCCAGGAGUAUUGCCUGCUGACACAGUUAUUGAUGAACCUACAAGCCUCAUGGACAUUUAUCCCACAGUGGCUCACCUGGGUGGAGGCAUAGUGCCCCAGGACAGGAUAGUUGAUGGCCAGAACCUUUUGCCUUUACUACAAGGAAAAGUUCAACAGUCAGAGCAUGAAUUCAUGUUUCAUUACUGUGGGUCAUAUUUACAUGCAGCACGAUGGCACCAAAAGGACAGUGGGGCACUGUGGAAGGCUCAUUAUGUGACCCCAAUAUUCCAUCCAGAAGGUGCUGGCGCAUGUUAUGGAAGAGGAAUUUGUCCAUGUUCUGGGGACGGUGUAACCCAUCACGACCCUCCUUUGCUCUUUGACCUCUCCAGAGACCCAUCUGAGGCCAAACCUCUCUCACCUGGCACUGAGCCCCUGUUUGACACAGUAAUAAGCAGAAUUGAAAGAGCGGUGGAGGAGCAUCGCCAGACCCUGACUCCCGUCCCACAGCAGCUCUCCUUGUACAACAUUAUGUGGAAGCCUUGGCUGCAGCCGUGCUGUGGGACAUUCCCAUUUUGCUGGUGUGACAAGGAAGGUGACAGUGCACACCCUGCUCUGUAAAAUAAAUGGCUGUUCAUAAAAUCCUGCAGCUGUGAAUGCUCUGUUUCUGUUUACUUGAGGUGGCAUAAUUUCUGCAAAUUAUGUCGCCUUUGGCCCAAAUUAUACCUACAUACCCCACUCUGUCUCUUUCUCGAGGGAGCAAACAGUCAGAAAGUAAGGAAAAGAGGGUUAAGAUAGCAGUCUCUCCUCUUCGCUCUCAGCCACUAGCCAGGUGAAUAAAGUGCACUCCUUGUACACCUGGGAUAGGACUUACAGAGACUGUGCCUUCCAGUGUGUAUUCAGAAGUCUGACUCGAGGCAUCCAGGUCUGAAUAUUUUGGCCAUAGAGCAUCCAGGCACAGGGGCUUCUGUGUUACAAUUCUUUUCCUCCAGCACAUUGCUGCCUUACAAAGGUAUAACUCUAUUGUCUAUGAAUGGUUAACUAUAGAUAAAUAUUUGAAACAGCCAGAGAUAUGUACACAAGAAAAAGAGAAACUUGUUUAGUUAAGAACAGACUGCAAUUUUUCAACUGCAAACUUUUAACUGGAUAACAGUAAAGCAAAUGAUCACACAUGCCAAAAAGCAGAAUAUUUUUCAUACAAAUUGUUUUACUCUCGUUUGCAUAUCAUUACAAAAAACAGCUUUUUGUUGGUGGGCAGAGGGUCCUGUUAUAGUUUGUAGCUGACAGAUUAACUAAUCAAUGAUGCCAAUAAAGAUAUAUCAAAUAAAUAACCCUACUUUUGUAUAUUUACAGUCAGCUUGAGUAAAUGAAUAUACAGGCAGUCCCCGGGUUACGUACAAGAUAGGGACUGUAGGUUUGUUCUUAAGUUGAAUUUGUAUGUAAGUCAGAACUGCUACAUA